Molecule: messenger RNA, 5071 nt
Organism: Rattus rattus (black rat)
Lineage: Eukaryota; Metazoa; Chordata; Mammalia; Rodentia; Muridae
Gene: Dnajc3
Product: DnaJ heat shock protein family (Hsp40) member C3
Exons: 12
Coding region: 152-1666 (504 amino acids)
Biological process (GO): protein folding in endoplasmic reticulum
Cellular component (GO): endoplasmic reticulum
Molecular function (GO): misfolded protein binding; protein-folding chaperone binding
Source: RefSeq, a predicted model, not a curated record
CAGCGCUGUUUUCCGCCGCCGGGCGCCAGCCGCGGCCGAGGCCCGAGCGCUGACCGACUGAGCGGACGGCGGGCGCUUCGCUGCGGGCUGUUGGCCGCGCGGGCUGCUGGGCCGCGCACCUUCCUGCUCUUCGGCUCAGGUGCCCUUGGACAUGGUGGCCCCCGGCUCGGUGCGCAGCCGGCUGGGCGCGGUGUUCCCGUUCCUGCUUGUCCUGGUGGACCUGCAGUACGAAGGUGCUGAAUGUGGAGUAAAUGCAGAUGUAGAGAAGCAUCUUGAAUUGGGAAAGAAGUUACUUGCAGCUGGACAGCUGGCCGAUGCCUUAUCUCAGUUUCAUGCUGCAGUCGAUGGUGACCCUGAUAACUAUAUUGCAUACUAUAGGAGAGCUACUGUCUUCUUAGCCAUGGGAAAAUCCAAAGCAGCACUGCCUGACUUAACGAGAGUGAUUGAACUGAAGAUGGAUUUCACUGCGGCAAGAUUACAGAGAGGUCACUUACUACUCAAACAAGGCAGGCUCGCCGAAGCAGAGGAUGACUUUAAGAAAGUGCUCAAAUCUAAUCCAAGUGAGAAUGAAGAGAAGGAAGUCCAGGCUCAGCUCGUAAAAGCCGAUGAGAUGCAGCGCCUGCGCGCCCGAGCACUCGGUGCCUUUGACAGCGCCGACUACACUGCGGCUAUAACCUUCCUUGAUGAGAUUUUAGAGGUUUGUGUUUGGGAUGCAGAAUUGCGUGAGCUGCGAGCAGAGUGCUUCAUAAAGGAAGGAGAGCCUAGGAAAGCCAUCAGUGACUUAAAGGCUGCUUCAAAGCUCAAGAAUGACAACACAGAGGCGUUUUACAAGAUCAGCAUUCUCUACUACCAGCUAGGAGACCACGAGCUGUCUCUCAGUGAAGUUCGUGAAUGUCUGAAACUUGACCAGGACCACAAGCGGUGUUUUGCACACUAUAAGCAAGUGAAGAAACUUAACAAGCUGAUUGGGUCAGCUGAAGAGCUGAUCAGAGACGGGAGAUACACAGAUGCAACCAGCAAAUACGAAUCCGUCAUGAAGGCAGAGCCCGGUGUUCCUGAGUACACAGUCCGCUCCAAAGAAAGGAUCUGUCACUGCUUCUCCAAGGAUGAGAAGCCAGUCGAAGCCAUUAAAAUAUGCUCUGAAGUUUUACAGCUGGAGCCCGACAAUGUAAAUGCUCUGAAAGAUCGAGCGGAGGCCUAUCUAAUAGAGGAAAUGUAUGAUGAAGCCAUCCAGGACUAUGAAGCUGCCCAGGAACAGAACGAAAACGAUCAGCAGAUUCGGGAAGGCUUAGAGAAAGCACAGCGGUUACUGAAACAGUCACAGAAGCGGGAUUAUUAUAAAAUCCUGGGAGUAAAAAGAAAUGCCAAAAAACAAGAAAUCAUUAAAGCAUACCGAAAGUUAGCACUGCAGUGGCAUCCAGAUAAUUUCCAGAGUGAAGAGGAAAAGAAAAAAGCAGAGAAAAAGUUUAUUGACAUAGCAGCCGCUAAAGAAGUCCUCUCCGACCCAGAAAUGAGAAGGAAGUUUGAUGACGGAGAAGACCCUCUUGAUGCGGAGACUCAGCAAGGAGGUGGUAGCAAUCCCUUCCACAGAAGUUGGGACUCAUGGCAAGGGUUCAAUCCCUUCAGCUCAGGCGGACCGUUUAGAUUUAAAUUCCACUUCAAUUAAACCAGCUAUUUUACUGCUCCUCUUCUUUAUUAUUAUUUUUAACAUUAAAAACAAAUUUUGUUUGGGAUUCUAAUGGAAACAAAAUGGAACAAAUCUUUUAGUUUGUCCACGACCAAAGAGUUGUUUGAAGAAAAAAAGCUGUGCUUAUUGUAGACUUAAGGUUGAUGGGGCUGUCAAGGUGGGAAGCAAGGAAUUGUAUUUCUGACCGAGCAGGACUCUCACUUUGUGACUUCUGGGAGAAGUGGUCUGAGGUAGUUACCCUGUGCAGGGGUUAAAAGACAUUAAAUAUGCAUUUGUCACCCUGGGGCAGACAGAGUCUAUUCAGGCCUCUGUACCAACCAUGAGGAGGAGCUGUGACCCUUAGAUGGCUUGUGUCUCAGUAUUCUUAAGGGAGCCGAAUAGUUGAGCUUUAUUUUCUGAGGAACAGUUGUGCUUAGACUUUGGUCAGUCCAUUCACUUGCAAGUAUUUCUGUGCCUGUGUCAGCACAGCUCUCACUGCAGGCGGGAGGCCAUCUUUUCGGAAGCUUCCCGGCAGGUGGUAGGUGAUAAGGCCAGGCGUUGUUAUUUUAUAUCUAUAGGAGAAUACCAAUUUCACUUGAAUUGUUAAACUAAACAGAGUAAGUUAAAAUAUAUGAAAGAGGCUCUGUGUAUUUUAGAUAAUACUUUUGAAAGUCAGUUUGACAUAUACUUUUUAAGAAGCGAAGUUCCAAGUUGUUUGGUAGAAAUUUCCUGUCACAAAAUUGGUUUAGGAAUGGAAAUUUGUGAACAUGAGCAGAGCAUAUGGUUGCCUCUUAGGCAGCGUGGUGAGGCAGCGUCUCCUUCCCUACAUGUUUAGUCCAGCUCUCUUGGCUGUACUGUGUGCUGGGUUUUAGACUGGAUGUUCCCUGGUUUAUUUUUCUGCUGAGAAGAAGAGACUUGCAAAUCCAUCCAGCUCUGCUGUGCACCCUCUAUCACCUCACAUAACAAGAUGGCACUUCCUCCUGCCCGAGACAUUCUUUGUCCCUCUUACUUUAAGAAAUGUACGAUUCAGUAUCUCAUACUGAAGACUUUCUGUCCUAAAAAUCUGUUGCUAAAUCAAGAACAUUGAAUAUUUAUGGAACUACUGAUGAAAUACUCUGGUAAGAAUUAUCACCUCUAUUCUAGAAAGUUUUUUUUUUUUUUAACAUUGUGAGAAAGCUUGGGCAUAAAGGUCUAAUACGUCGCUUUUAUGAAAUGAAACAUUUCAGUUGAUUGUGGGAGCACGAAUGUAGCCAAGCCCAGGUCAUUUUCUUAACCUGUAGUCAUCCUAGGGAGAUGUAGAAAAGGACUGUGUGAAACGCAAGAACAAGAAUCGCACGGUUGAGUUGGGCAAACACGUGAGUGCUUUCGGCCUCACUCAGGAGCCUGUUCCUUACUGAACACCUAACGGUGCAUUUCCAAACACCUUUCAGCCUUCAUCUCACCUCAGUGUCUCAACAUUCAGGGCAGGCAAGAAAACGUGCAGCUUUUAUCCUAGUAGAGACGGGCAGAGGCAGAUGGAUUCCUGAGAUUGAGGCAGCUUGGUUUACAGAGUGAGCUCCAUGCCAGGUCCUCUACCAAAUACUCAGUUCAUCCAAGCCAGGGUGAGGCACUGCAGGGAGAUAAAACACUCUUGUGUUUUCAAGUCCUAGUAAUCUUACGCUAGCGACUUAUGUUGCAGUUGUCUUUCAGUCUGACUCCUGUGAUGAUGUCACUGACGGCAUCUGUGCGUGUGCUUUGCAAAGACCCGUGCUCACCAGCAGAACAAAGGAGGCAUCACCGUGCUUCCCCUCCCACUUAGAGGGAUGCUGACAGGGUUAAAUUAAGGUGGGCUGCAUGGAUCCUGCAUGUGUCCCACACUAGCUGCCUCCUAACUUGCUUCCCAGAGAGGUUUUUUUUUCUUUUCCCUCCUACUUGUAACUGAAGAGUAGGCUUUCUCAUUGCAAACUCUGGUGCCAAAGGCAGCUGCCACGCAGAUGAGGUAGUUCGUCCUCUGUGCUGAGCGGUGAGAUAGGGAUGCCCAGUGUGUUCCAGCCUGCGUGCUGUCCAGACGAGUCACAGUGUCAAACAGUGGCUCCUUCUACCUGCCUGACACAGGCACCAUGGAGCCACACUACCAACAAAGCAUUCUCUGCCCUUUUCCUUUUCUUUCUGCAGAGCUGCUUCCGCAUUCCAAUUUCCAUUUUUAGGAAGUGCAGGUAACCUUUGUGGUAAUUCUGGGGAAAGUAUGAUUGAAGUUCACCUCGGCUGCACUCUGUUCUGUUCAUAGACUUUCCCUCCUUUGUGGUGAGCUCUCUAAGUGCAUGGCCACUGGGCUGUGUUCAGUGCUCAUUGCUCAGGAAGGAGGAGAAGCCUCUGCUAGAGGGGCCACUCCUCCUAUUUCACUUCUCAUUUCUAAAGGUUUACUCUUUCUAUGAAUAGAAGAAAACCUGAAAAACAUCUCGGUAGUUUAUUAAUGUGAAUUGGAUGUAACAUCUUAAUUUAAAAUUAUCUGUAGUCAGUGUUAAAAGUCUGUUUUUAAAUAGCAGUAUGCAGAUUUGUCACUGGAGUUCUGAUAAUGAAUGCAAUUUUUUUUUUUUUUAAAAACGUAAGCAGGCUCAUGCCUGUAGUCCCAGAAUGUGGGGCUGCAAUAGGAUGUCACUGGGACUUUAGACCCCACUCAAAAAUACCAAAUUUAAACACACAUCCUCGAAAUGUGAGAGAGGACUAUGGAUAACUAAGUAAAAAAUGUCAGUAGUCACCAUUAUUCAUUCCUGGGUAUUCCUGCAUAGCAAAGAAGUGGUCAGAAGCUGGUGUGUACCAGAAGGAGGUAAGGUGCACUAGUUAGACAUGGCUGUGCAGGCCCUCGCGUGCCGCCCUGUCUUACAGAUGCACCUGGGUAACGGGAGUGAGGACGGCUUUCGUGAAUGUACUUGACCUUGCCGUAGUGAUGGAGGGAGGAGAGGAAAUGGUAACCUCUAAUCUAAUCUUCUUCCAGGUUGUAUCAUUCCUUUUCUAGUAGUGGCAGAAUUUAUUCUGUAAUUUCAAAUGAUGUUAAAGGGGGGGAGGUAUUUUUUUUUAAUAGAUGAUCUCAUUUGCUGAAUGAUUUAAGAGUAAAAUUAGCCACUGCGUGGCUCUGUGUACAGUAACGACAGGUUUCAUUGCACUGUCUGUGGUUGAGAUACCUGUGCAAAGAGAUGCGGGCACAGGGGAGGUAAACAUUAGAGACGUUUGAUAAGUUAUUACUCUUACCUUUAUAUUUGUUUUAAAUGGUACAAACCUGACUUAAUCCAUCUCAAUUUAGUGUUUUAAUACAAAAGGAACUAAAAUUAUUUCAACUGGGGCUUACACAUGUCAAUGAAUAUGGGCAGUAUUUUUAUGCCCGUGUAUUUUCACAUUUAAUAAAAAUAUUUAUGGUCAUAUCCACCA